Cucurbitaria berberidis CBS 394.84 is the source of this 2040-nucleotide messenger RNA. RefSeq names its product FAD/NAD(P)-binding domain-containing protein. Lineage: Eukaryota; Fungi; Ascomycota; Dothideomycetes; Pleosporales; Cucurbitariaceae. Gene Ontology annotation, biological process: secondary metabolite biosynthetic process. Gene Ontology annotation, molecular function: FAD binding; monooxygenase activity. Bases 404 to 1741 code for a protein of 445 amino acids. The record is from RefSeq and is a predicted model, not a curated record. The transcript is spliced from 4 exons.
CCACGACGCAUGCAACGACUUCGAUUGAUGCUUGACCGUUUCGUGGGCAAUUCGUUCCAAACACUAUAUGGCUGUCGAAGCUUGAUCUCACACCUCGGCCUGUCCAAUCACAAUUGGGCUGUUCAAACUCAGCGAUCGUCCCCAGAGCAGUGGCCGGUUAAGGCUUCAGCCGGCACUCGGUGGUAUUUCGAGAACCGUGGAAAGCUCCGAAUUUGUGGAGAAGUUGGCGAUGCAACUGUGAACGGUGGUGGGGAUAGCACAUAAGAAGAAGCGUCUUUCUACAAGACCGGCCCACCCGCUCGUGUCGAUCAGAAGCCGCAUCUAAACUUUGGCCUCGAAGUUGCAGCCUCUUCUUGCACCGAUCGACACCCAUCCCAUCCCUGUCUUAGAACCCCGACAUAAUAUGGCUGAUACUCUGAGGAUAGCAAUUGUUGGCGCAGGCAUGGGCGGCCUUGCAGCAGCCCUCGCCCUCGCCAAAUCUGGCCACAAGAACAUCACAAUCUAUGAAAAUGCGACCAACCUCGGCUUCGUGGGUGCUGGUAUCCAGCUCGCCCCAAACAUGGCCCGGAUUCUGGAUAAGCUGGGUUGUUGGCAGCAAAUCGCUGCCGAGGCUGUGCAGUGCGCAAAUACGUCGAUAAGAGAAGGAAGCUCGGAUAAAGAGCUCGGGUAUGUAGACCUGGAGUAUGUCAAGGAGAAGUACGGAUACCCGCACAUGGUGGGGCAUCGGGCAAGUUUGGCCGGAGGUCUGUAUGACGGGUGUAAAGGAGAAAGUGCCGUCAAGUUUGCUUUGGGAAACACCAUCUCAGACAUCAGGUUCGGACCCAAGCCGACGUUCAAAGCCACUCCCGCGGACGGUGGGGAGACAUACGAUGUAGAGUGCGAUAUCUUACUCGGAGCCGAUGGCGUGAAGAGCAGCACACGCGUUGCUAUGCUGCAAGAGCUUGGUCUCACUGGCUCAGCAAAAGAUUCGGGUCAGGCCGCGUACCGUAUCAUGUUGACGCGGGAGCAGAUCAAAGACGACGCAGAGCUGUUGAAACUCCUCGACUCUGACUCGGUGACACGCUGGAUUGGCGAGAAGAAACAUAUCAUCGCAUACCCCAUCCACAACAAAACAAUCUACAACAUCAGCACCGCACAGCCCGACAUCAACUUUGCGGGCGCGCCAGAUGCACAAUACACUACUAGGGGAUCAAAGUCCGCAAUGAAGCAAACCUAUGAUGACUUUUGCCCGAUGAUACACCGAAUGCUAGAUCUGGUACCGGAAGGAGAUGUCGUCGAAUGGAAGUUGAGAGUUCACGAUCCGCUGGAUACAUGGGUACAUGGCAGCACGGCGCUCGUGGGCGAUGCGUGCCACCCGACGCUUCCACAUAUGGCCCAAGGCGCGGCGCAAGCUAUUGAAGAUGGCGCCGUGCUAGGCGUUGUGCUAUCACCGUCUCGCAUUUCAGGCAGCAGCCCGGAGACUAUCAAUCACGCACUCCGGAUCUACGAGAAACUGCGGAAACCACGGGCAGAAGCGUUGGUGGAGCUGGCGGCGGAAAGCGGGCGAGCGAUGCACUUGGGAGCCGGCAAGGCGAAAGAGGAGAGAGACAAGGCUUUCGCAGCGGCAAGGAGUGGGUUAGGCAAGGUGCCGGAUAAGUGGGCGGAUGCGGAUGUUCAGGCGCAAGUCUAUGGGACGGACGUGGUUGCUGAGGCGUUGAAGCUGUGUGAAGAGGAAGGGCUGGUUGCGAAGCUGAAUGCAUGAAUAUGUUUGUAUCACAAGUAUUUUUAGAUAUACACAAGAUUCCAAAGUCCAGAUGACUCCUCUGCUGCCAUGCCACUGACAACUCACUCCUUUCACAUCCUCGCAGACAUGUUCCCUCUCAUUCUAUCACCUUUCCAAUGCGUCACGGCAACCGGAACCAAAGCCGCGAUAACAAGUAAUCCAGCCACAAUACCAGCACUGCCAGCAAGGCCGAUGUUGGUGAACAUAUCCGGGAACCAGAAAGGCCCGAUAAACCCCCAUAUCUGCCUAACAAACGUGAUGAAUACACCAAUACUGCC